This is a messenger RNA of Penicillium odoratum, 1023 nucleotides long. RefSeq names its product NAD(P)-dependent alcohol dehydrogenase. Bases 1 to 1023 code for a protein of 340 amino acids. The record is from RefSeq and is a predicted model, not a curated record. Gene Ontology annotation, molecular function: oxidoreductase activity; zinc ion binding. The transcript has a single exon. Lineage: Eukaryota; Fungi; Ascomycota; Eurotiomycetes; Eurotiales; Aspergillaceae. Gene Ontology annotation, cellular component: mitochondrion.
AUGCAAGCCUGGAUUUACACCACCACAACAGGCGGGCUAGAAAAAAACCUCCACCUAGACGCAUCCGCUCGCGUCCCACCCGCUCCCCGCGGCAACGAAGUCAUAGUGAAAGUCCUCACAGCAUCUCUAAACCCAGCAGAUUACAAAGUGCCGGAACUAGGAUUUCUCGUUCGCAUGAUGCUGAUAGGCACGCCCGCAACGCCAGGUAUGGAUUUCUGCGGACGUAUAGUCAGUACCGGACCACUUGCGAAUCAUCUUAAAGAGGGGACGCUUGUGUACGGGUUUGCGGGACGGCCGGUGCAGUUCGGGUCGUUGGCGGAGUAUAUGGCCGUUGGUGCUGAUAAGAUCUGUGUUGUUCCUGAUGGUGUCAAGAUUGAUGAAGCUGCAGCUGUUGGUGCUACGGGGCUGACGGCUUAUCAGAGUUUGGCGCAUGUUAUGGCUGGGGACAAAGUGUUGAUAAAUGGGGGAUCUGGGGGGUGUGGAGUAUUUGGUAUUCAGAUUGCGAAGGCGAUGGGGUGUCAUGUUACGACUACUUGCUCGACGAGGAAUAUGGAGUUGUGUUUGAGGCUUGGGGCGGAUGCGGUGAUUGAUUAUACGGCUGAGAAGGAUUUAAUUGGGAAGCUUGCAGGGAAUAUGUUUGAUCAUGUGGUUGAUAAUGUUGGACUUCCGUCUGAUAUGUACUACCAGUGUCAUCGAUUUUUGAAGGAAGAGGGGACUUUUGUGCAGAUUGGGGCUGUGUCGAUGAUGACCUUUGUUAGUCGGAUGUGUUGGCCGGCUUUUCUUGGUGGUGGGCAGAGAAAGUACAUGCCUAUUACGACGGAGACUGAUCUGAAGCGGCUAGGGCAGCUGGGGGAGUGGAUUGCGGAGGGGACGAUCAAGGUUCAGCUGGAUAGUGUGUUUGAUUUUGGUGAUGCAAUUAAGGCAUUUGAGAAGCUUCGAUUGGGACGAGCGAGGGGGAAGAUUGUGGUACAUGUCAGUGAUCCAGAUGCGAGGAACAUGGAGUCAUUUGGAAUCGGACUUUGA